AUCGCCACGCCCACACCGCGUUUUUGUGUUCUCGACGGUCUGGUGCGCCCAUCUUACACGGUCAUUUAACUCUACUGGCUCGUGUUCCUGCUUCGUUCAACACCCCAUAUACGAGCGAGAGGCAUACACGCGCGAUGGCUUCCCCAGGCCUACAAACACACACUCAGAAGAGGAUGCUCCUCGAGCUCGACGACGACUGGGCUGCGGCGGCUUUCGAGGGCCAGACGUCCGUGAGGAGGUUCAAGGAUUCGAUUCAUGAUUACUUGCCUUUUGGGCAGACUAUAUGCGCGAUUGUCGACACGCCGCAGUUCCAGCGCCUUAGGAACAUCAAGCAGCUUGGUACUUCGUAUUACGUGUGGCCAGGCGCAUCCCACAAUCGCUUUGAGCACUGCCUAGGUGUCGCGUACUUGGCACAAACGUUGGCAAUGCAUCUCAGGAACUCACAGCCGUCGCUCGGCAUCACCCAGCGAGAUGUUCAGUGUGUCACUAUCGCUGGUCUCUGCCAUGAUUUGGGACAUGGGCCCUGGAGCCAUGUUUGGGAUAGCUUGUUCAUUCCCACUAUUCUUCCGGAGAAGACUUGGUGUCACGAGGACGCGUCCCGCAUGAUGUUCGACGCGCUCUUGGAAGAGAAUGGACUCGAACUUCACGAGGAUGACGCCACCUUUGUGAAAGCUCUGAUCAUGGGUACUCCGAGUAUGUGCAAGAAGAAGGAGAAGCCCUAUCUCUUCCAGAUCGUCGCAAACAAGACUAAUGGCCUAGACGUGGACAAGUUCGACUACAUCGCGCGAGACUCGCAUGCGAUUGACCAGACGAGCAAUUUGUCUUUGACCAGGCUCAUUUACUCGUCGCGAGUCAUCGAUGACGAUAUUUGUUAUGACAUCAAGGAUGCAAACCAGGUCUUCGAGCUCUGCCAUACCCGGAUGUCGCUCCAUAAGCGUAUCUAUACACAUAAAACCGGUGAGUUAUGCUUCCAAUUCGGAGGUUGUCGCCCAGUAGCUGACUUGGGCCAUGUAGCGAAGGCGAUCGAGUAUAUGAUUGUUGAUGCCUUGAAGCUUGCAGAGCCAGUCAUGAACAUCGCACGCCGUUUGGAGGACCCCAAGAAGUACCUCCACCUCACAGAUCACAUUCAGACCGAAAUCGAGGCCUCCGAGGACCCGAGGCUCGAGGAAGCGCAGAAGAUCCUGCACCGUAUCAAGGUUCGAGACCUAUAUAAGACCGUCGACAACAAGGUCUUCCCGUGGGACCAAAAGGCAGACUUGAAGGCAAUGUUUACGCCAGAGUCAGUCGUGAAAGCAUUCAAGGAGCUCUACGCUGGCAACCCUACCUUGGACUCGUCGGAGCAGCUGGAUGGCCUUGACAAUGACCCCGAGAAGGUGAAGGUCCUCGCGGAGGAACUGAGCCCCGAGCACGUCAUCAUCGACCUCACAGAGCGCCAUCACGGCAUGAAGGAUGAGAACCCCCUCCAUUUUAUGAAGUUCUACUCGAAACACCAUCCUGACAAGGGCAUCUAUGCCAACGAGGACAAUAUCUCCGUCACACUCCCCCGAGCUUUCGGCGAGCUUCUGCUCAGAGUGUAUACUCGUGAGUCACGAUUCUUCGGAGUGGUCCAACGGGGCUACCGCAAAGUCCUCAAGGCGUUCAGUGAGAUGCAAGAACGCAAAGCGGCCAGCAGCGGCCUCUUCUUGGACGACUCCAGCAAUCCGCUCGAUGCGGAUGUGGAUCUGGCUGAUCCACCCGUUCACCCAGUCACGCCCCCAGCUGAGGCUCCGACUACCCCGAAGUUGAAGCCGCAACAGCCGCGCACGAUGUCCCGCGUCCCGACGCGCACCCUUUCCCGUCAUCCUAGCGGUGUGGUAGACGGUGGAGUGGCGAUGACGCCGAUCCAAGACAACCCUUUCACUGGCGUCGGGGCGACUUACAAUCCCAAGGACAGCCCGGCCAAAAAGGGGAAAAAGCGUCAGCGAGAGACAGAGGCGGGUAAGGAGAAGGACGCGAUCAAGGAGAAGCAGAAGGUGGACAAGGCAGACGAAAGGUUGGAUCUUGCGCUGGAGUUCGAUCCGGAACUGAGUGCUCCCGGCGGGAGUGCGAAGAAAGGAGGCGGAUCGCCGCCGAGGAAGAAGAGCAAGCCGUGAAGCCCGCUGCGUAGGUCUCAAAAUGCGAAGUGUAUCUGACAUCCCCUGCCUCUGAACUGUACUCAGUGCUGUGUUCGUUCUCUUUUACUUCUACCGUCUUGCAUGCAUGCACUCGUAAUCUCUCCGUUCGUGUUGUGAUAUAUGCUCACUUCAUAGACUUUCACCAGAUACCGCAUCUCUCAUGUACUAUACCACAGCGCGCGAUGUCCAGAAACCCAAAGUUUCAAAACCA
This is a messenger RNA of Dichomitus squalens LYAD-421 SS1, 2364 nucleotides long. Its product is annotated as HD-domain/PDEase-like protein. The transcript is spliced from 10 exons. Gene Ontology annotation, cellular component: nucleus. Gene Ontology annotation, molecular function: dGTPase activity. The record is from RefSeq and is a predicted model, not a curated record. Lineage: Eukaryota; Fungi; Basidiomycota; Agaricomycetes; Polyporales; Polyporaceae. Gene Ontology annotation, biological process: dGTP catabolic process. The coding region runs from base 135 to 2132 and encodes 665 amino acids.